This is a messenger RNA of Lynx canadensis (Canada lynx), 1021 nucleotides long. It is a transcript of the gene FAM220A, whose product is annotated as family with sequence similarity 220 member A. Gene Ontology annotation, biological process: protein dephosphorylation; negative regulation of transcription by RNA polymerase II. The record is from RefSeq and is a predicted model, not a curated record. Gene Ontology annotation, cellular component: nucleus. Gene Ontology annotation, molecular function: STAT family protein binding. NCBI's taxonomy places the organism in Eukaryota, Metazoa, Chordata, Mammalia, Carnivora, Felidae.
GCUGCUCAUCUUCAUUCGACCUGGCCUGGCGGCUGCGCGUCAACUUCCCCUACGUCUGCCAUCGUGGCUUCCAUGAUGCUCAACGUCCGUCUGCAGGUUCAUACUGAGAUCCAUUCUGCGGACUGGCAAAGGCGUGUCGUCAGGCUACCACACCACAGAACACGCAGCAUGAGGGACAGAGUAGGGGCUCUGGGCGGCUACCUCGGGAAGGUGAAGGGGGCAGGGGAGGACUCAGACAAGCUGCUAUGUGGCCUUGAAGGAGCACAGGGGGAGCGCCCGUGCCCGAACUCCUGGAUGCAUACGCCCUGCGGUCAAAUAGAUGGAAAUUCACAAAAUGAGUUAUCAACGGAAGUGAAGAAUGCUGAGGUCAACCUCUCGCUUCACAAUGGCAACAAAGCGCUUCCAUGUUUGAAAGAAUCAUUAAGAAGUUCCGCUUCCGCAGGGGCCUAAAGCAAGACUGUGGAUCUGUCCUGUGCUCCUACAGGAGAGCAUCGUGCUGGGGUCUCCUGUGGUGGUGGUGGUGCUCUGGUGAGGGGCUGGCCGGGAGAGGGAGGAGGGCCCAGGGCCAGCGAGCACGGAGGAUGGUGCCACAAAGGAGAACCUUGGGGGUCAGGACUACCGUGCCUUCAGAAACGGCCAGAAAUGGGAAUUUCUGAGGAGGAAGCGCCAAAUGCUCUUCUAGAAGGGCGAGGCUCCAGUGGGAAAGGUCUGGGCCUGCAUCUCCUCCUGUCUACACUGCUCCGUGCAUGCCCCGAAGCAUUCCUGAAUGAUGAGACAGAAUGUGUUUCCUUGGCAUCAAAGCCCGCAUUUUCAGAGCAAACAGAAUCCAAGAAAACGCCUUCACAGGUACAAAGUACCUCAACUGAUCUGCAUACACUGGGGUUACUGGCUCUACCAGCUUUGGAAGGAGCAAAUCCUGUAUGCCAUAGUUAAGGUACAAGCAGAACAACAAAAAGAGUGAGAUUGAUUUUGAAGCCUGCCUUAGAGGGCGCCUGGGUAGCUCAGUCAGUUAGGCGGCCAA